Molecule: messenger RNA, 765 nt
Organism: Penicillium chermesinum
Lineage: Eukaryota; Fungi; Ascomycota; Eurotiomycetes; Eurotiales; Aspergillaceae
Product: recombinase RAD51
Exons: 1
Coding region: 1-765 (254 amino acids)
Biological process (GO): DNA recombinase assembly; reciprocal meiotic recombination; DNA strand invasion
Cellular component (GO): condensed nuclear chromosome
Molecular function (GO): ATP hydrolysis activity; ATP binding; double-stranded DNA binding
Source: RefSeq, a predicted model, not a curated record
AUGGGGUUUACCACUGCAACUGAGAUGCACGCCCGCCGAAGUGAACUCAUUUCAAUAACCACUGGGUCGAAACGGCUGGACACUCUGCUCGGCGGCGGUAUCGAAACGGGCUCUAUUACGGAGAUCUUUGGCGAAUUCAGAACCGGAAAGAGUCAGAUCUGUCACACUCUAGCCGUCACCUGCCAGCUGCCUUUUGAUAUGGGCGGAGGCGAAGGGAAGUGUCUUUACAUCGACACCGAGGGCACAUUCCGGCCGGUACGACUUCUCGCGGUCGCUCAGCGAUAUGGCCUCGUGGGAGAAGAAGUUCUGGAUAAUGUGGCAUAUGCACGUGCAUACAACUCCGAUCACCAGCUGUCACUUCUCACUCAAGCAUCGCAAAUGAUGUGUGAGACUCGGUUUUCGUUGCUGGUGGUCGACUCGGCCACCUCUUUGUACCGAACUGAUUUUAACGGGCGAGGGGAGUUGUCAUCGCGACAGACUCAUUUGGCUAAGUUCCUGCGCACCCUGCAGCGGCUGGCAGAUGAGUUCGGUAUUGCCGUUGUCAUCACCAACCAGGUUGUGGCUCAAGUAGAUGGAGGGCCCAGCGCUAUGUUCAACCCCGACCCCAAGAAGCCAAUUGGUGGUAAUAUCAUCGCCCAUGCUAGUACCACUCGUCUCAGCUUGAAGAAAGGCCGUGGUGAGACUCGUGUUUGCAAGAUCUAUGACAGUCCCUGUCUUCCCAGAGAGCGAUUGCCUGUUUGCUAUCAACGAAGAUGGCAUUGGUGA